This is a messenger RNA of Fomitopsis serialis, 830 nucleotides long. RefSeq lists its product as uncharacterized. NCBI's taxonomy places the organism in Eukaryota, Fungi, Basidiomycota, Agaricomycetes, Polyporales, Fomitopsidaceae. The transcript has 6 exons. Bases 123 to 743 code for a protein of 206 amino acids. The record is from RefSeq and is a predicted model, not a curated record.
CCAGGUAACUGUCUGUCCACUCAUGUGUAGGCUUGGCGUUGUCCAGAUAUUGAUCUCUCCGAGCAAUCAUUUGGUGGCAUACCCCGAAGAGACACAUCACCGACGCGGUCGCACUGAGGACAAUGUCAGCUUCGGAUCCGUAUGAGCAUCGAGCUGAUCGCUCUGCCAGCCCCAUGGACAUUGAUGGGUCAGAUCAGCCAGUGCUGGCACCAGUCAUUCCCCCGCCACCAUCGGACGCCGCCCACCCAGCGUCACCACACUCUGGCCCGACGUCUGAACUACAACCCGAAUCAGCGAGCCGAAUUCUCUUCUAUCGUCGCCAUGAGCCAUACUUCGAGUUCACAAACUUUGCCCCGUACACCAUUGACUGGGACGGCCACAGGUAUCCUACCGCGGAGCACUUGUUUCAAGCCCAGAAGUUCAUGUCAAUCCGACCAGAUCUGGCCGACCGAAUCCGCAAUCUUCCCAACCCCCGCGCUGCGCUUGAGGAAGCCGGGCGCAUGCGCAGGCUACAGCGCACAGAUUGGUUCGACGUCAAUCUCAGGAUCAUGGACGAAAUCCUCGAAGCCAAGUUCACGCAGCAUCCAGAACUGAAGCACACGCUUCUCAGUACGGAUGAUAGUGAAUUGAUCGAAGACAGCCCAGUAGACUCAUUCUGGGGGUGUGGCGAGAAUGGUGAAGGACAGAACGAGCUUGGGAAGGCGCUCAUGCGACUUCGUGACAAGCUGAAGCGUAGUGACUGAGUUCUGUAACAUAUACAGUCGGUAUGAGGAUUUGUAAUCUAUCUGUCGACUCGGUCGGGUCUCAUAUAUGAUAUAGUGACGACAUUG